Messenger RNA from Gastrolobium bilobum, 1682 nucleotides. Its product is annotated as protein DETOXIFICATION 49. The coding region runs from base 69 to 1682 and encodes 537 amino acids. Gene Ontology annotation, molecular function: antiporter activity; xenobiotic transmembrane transporter activity. Gene Ontology annotation, cellular component: membrane. Lineage: Eukaryota; Viridiplantae; Streptophyta; Magnoliopsida; Fabales; Fabaceae. Gene Ontology annotation, biological process: xenobiotic detoxification by transmembrane export across the plasma membrane. The transcript has a single exon. The record is from RefSeq and is a predicted model, not a curated record.
CAAAUAAACAAACAAACACUCUCUCUCUCUCUCUCUCUCUCCGGGUGAAAAACUGUCCAAGCCAAGCCAUGUGCAAGUUAUCAUCUACCUCAACUUUAUGUGAAAGCAAUAAGGGCCAGGCAAAUAUAUCCGCAACAAAAAUGCAGGAACCAGACAUGUUAACCCUUUUGAUCCCCAAAUCCCCAACAUUAGAACAACAAGGCCAAAAGCCACAUAAAAGCCAUUUUUCUCUGGCCCUCAAUGAAGCCAAGUGCAUAUUGCAGAUAGCAUUACCUAUGGUGUUAACUGGCCUAUUACUCUAUUCUCGUUCCAUAAUUUCCAUGCUUUUCCUUGGUAGAAUAGGUGAGCUUGCUUUGGCUGGUGGCUCUCUUGCAAUUGGAUUUGCUAACAUCACAGGUUACUCCAUUCUCUCCGGCCUUGCCAUGGGGAUGGAACCCAUCUGCGGUCAGGCUUUUGGAGCCAAAAGAUUCAAACUUUUGGGCCUUGCGAUGCAGAGGACAGUGGUUCUUCUUCUUCUAACUUCGGCCUUUAUAACAUUCUUGUGGCUUAAUAUGAAGAAAAUAUUGCUACUCUGUGGUCAACAAGAAGAUAUUGCCCAAGAAGCUCAAUCUUACAUACUUUACUCUCUUCCUGAUCUCGUAGCACAAUCAUUGCUACACCCUUUGCGAAUCUAUCUUCGAAGUCAAUCUAUAACCCUUCCUCUCACAUACAGUGCGCUUCUGUCUAUUCUUCUUCACGUCCCCAUCAAUUAUUUCCUUGUCUCUGUGCUUCAGCUCGGAAUCAAAGGCAUCGCUUUAGGUGCUGUUUGGACAAAUUUCAAUCUCGUGGCUUCAUUGAUUACCUACAUAUGGGUUUCAGGGAUACACAAGAAAACAUGGAGUGGUAUUUCGUGGGGUUGCUUCAAGGGUUGGAAAGCACUCUUGAAUUUGGCAAUUCCAAGCUGCAUUUCAGUUUGCCUUGAAUGGUGGUGGUACGAAAUCAUGAUUUUACUCUGCGGAUUAUUGAUUAAUCCACAAGCAACUGUUGCAUCCAUGGGGGUUCUGAUUCAAACCACUGCCUUGAUAUACAUUUUUCCAUCUUCCUUGAGUUUUGGGGUGUCCACAAGGGUUGGAAAUGAAUUGGGUGCGGAGAAUCCCCACAAAGCCAAACUUGCAGCACUUGUGGGUCUCUGUUUCAGUUUCAUUUUGGGAUUCUCCGCCUUGUUCUUUGCCAUUUCAGUGAGGAACGUGUGGGCUUCCAUGUUCACACGGGACACACAAAUCAUUGCUUUGACGUCCAUGGUUUUGCCCAUUAUUGGAUUGUGUGAGCUCGGAAACUGUCCACAAACAACUGUUUGUGGCGUUUUGAGGGGCACGGCGAGGCCAAAGUUGGGAGCACGCAUAAAUCUUGGUUGCUUCUACCUAGUGGGAAUGCCCAUUGCAGUGUGGUUGAGUUUCUUUGCAGGGUUUGAUUUCAAAGGCUUGUGGCUCGGUCUGUUAGCCGCUCAAGGCUCGUGUAUGCUGAGCAUGUUGUUCGUCUUGGCUCGCACAAAUUGGGAAGGUCAAGCCCAAAGAGCUAAGAAGCUCACAUCAUCCGAUCCUAGCGAGGAAGGAGAACAUGAUGUGUUGGAGGAGAAUGAACAAGAUGAAAAAAGCUCUUUGAGUUCAUGCGUUUCAAAAGAAUGCUCUGAUUCAGUGGUUUGA